Molecule: messenger RNA, 1455 nt
Organism: Fusarium mangiferae
Lineage: Eukaryota; Fungi; Ascomycota; Sordariomycetes; Hypocreales; Nectriaceae
Product: putative glycine hydroxymethyltransferase, cytosolic
Exons: 4
Coding region: 1-1455 (484 amino acids)
Biological process (GO): tetrahydrofolate interconversion; folic acid metabolic process; L-serine catabolic process
Cellular component (GO): cytoplasm
Molecular function (GO): cobalt ion binding; zinc ion binding; glycine hydroxymethyltransferase activity
Source: RefSeq, a predicted model, not a curated record
AUGUCCCCCACAAACGCCGAGUAUGCGCUCUCUCAGUCGCACAAGGAGAUGCUCGAGAAGUCUCUCCUCGACUCCGACCCUGAGGUCGCCUCCAUCAUGAAGGAUGAGAUCAAGCGUCAGCGCGAGUCCAUUAUCCUCAUCGCCUCCGAGAACAUCACCUCCCGCGCUGUCUUCGAUGCCCUUGGUUCCCCCAUGUCCAACAAGUACUCUGAGGGUUACCCCGGUGCUCGUUACUACGGUGGCAACCAGCACAUCGACCAGAUCGAGCGUCUCUGCCAGCAGCGUGCUCUUGAGGCUUUCCACCUCGACUCCGAGAAGUGGGGUGUCAACGUCCAGUGCCUCUCUGGAUCCCCUGCCAACCUCCAGGUCUACCAGGCUAUCAUGCCUGUCCACGGUCGUCUCAUGGGCCUUGACCUUCCCCAUGGUGGCCAUCUGAGCCACGGUUACCAGACCCCCCAGAAGAAGAUCUCUGCUAUCUCUACUUACUUUGAGACCAUGCCUUACCGUGUCGACCUUGACACCGGCAUCAUUGACUAUGAUACUCUCCAGAAGAACGCCAUCCUCUUCCGCCCCAAGGUCCUUGUUGCCGGUACCUCUGCCUACUGCCGUCUCAUUGACUACGAGCGCAUGCGCAAGAUCGCCGACUCCGUUGGUGCCUACCUUGUUGUCGAUAUGGCUCACAUCUCCGGUCUCAUUGCUGCCGAGGUCAUCCCCACUCCCUUCAAGUACGCCGACAUUGUCACAACCACCACCCACAAGUCUCUCCGUGGUCCCCGUGGUGCUAUGAUCUUCUUCCGCAAGGGCGUCCGCUCCGUCGAUGCCAAGACCGGCAAGGAGACGCUCUACGACCUCGAGAACCCUAUCAACUUCUCCGUUUUCCCCGGUCACCAGGGUGGUCCUCACAACCACACCAUCACUGCUCUGGCUGUUGCCCUGAAGCAGGCUGCCAGCCCCGACUUCAAGGCCUACCAGGAGAAGGUUAUUUCCAACGCCAAGACCCUGGAGAACACUUUCAAGACUCUCGGCCACAAGCUCGUGUCUGACGGCACUGACAGCCACAUGGUCCUCGUCGACCUCCGCCAGCACAACCUGGACGGUGCCCGUGUUGAGGCCGUCCUUGAGCAGAUCAACAUUGCUUGCAACAAGAACUCCAUCCCCGGUGACAAGUCUGCUCUCACCCCUUGCGGUAUCCGUAUUGGUACCCCCGCCAUGACUUCUCGUGGCUUCGGAGAGAAGGAGUUCGAGCGUGUCGGCAAGUACAUUGAUGAGGCUAUCAAGAUCUGCAAGGAAGAGCAGGCUGCUCUCCCCAAGGAGGCCAACAAGCUCAAGGACUUCAAGGCUCGCGUCGCCAGCGGUGAGGUCCAGAAGAUCAACGACCUCAAGAAGGAGAUUGCCUCUUGGUGCAAUGACUUCCCUCUUCCCGUUGAGGGCUGGCGUCUGGAUGCCGGCAUCUAA